AUGUGUGCCAGACGAGACGAAAACAUCAGCGUCGAGUACCACAGGCCGUCAAGAGACUCAAUCGCAGAGUACAACGCCCUCCUCGCAGAGUCUAAUUAUCACGCAAAGCAGGCAAACAAAUAUCAGUCCCCCUUUGCACCCGCACGUCAAGCCCCCCCUCCUCCUCCUCCAAAGAAAAGCACAAGAAACUCGCUACAAAAACCAAACCCUAAUCGUGCCAGAAAGCUCAGUUUACCCUCCGCAGCUGUUCUUCCCUCUCAACCCACCUCAACAAUGACCUCCCCACCACCCCCUCGUCCAUCGAGAGCAAACACCGCAAAUCUCAACGAUAUUUUCCCUACAAAUGAUACAAUUGCUACCAAUUCUCGUCGUCUUUCUGCCUCAGCAGUAGUGGAUCCUUAUUAUGCUGAUCCUGCGGAGCCACUCCCUCCACCCAGCGCAACAACAGAGUACUCCACUACCCCCAGUUCUUUCAGCAGCACCGGUACUCGUUCUCGCAGCUCAACACAAUCUAAAUCCAAAAAAGGUUUUAUGAACCUUCUUUUUAAUACUUCCAAGAGGCCAGAAAUCAGUACUCCAUAUGAUCCAGUUCAUCUCACACACGUCGGUUUCAACUCUUCGACGGGAGAGUUCACGGGCCUUCCCAAAGAAUGGCAGCAGCUGCUCCAAGAAAGUGGCAUCAGUAGGCAAGAUCAGGAGAAGAAUCCUCAGGCUGUGAUGGAGAUCGUCAAGUUUUAUCAGGAGGGGCACGGUGAUCCAUGGGACAAGUUGGGUGCAAUGGGUGGUCCAACACCAGAUUUAUCAUUACAUUCUAGUCCAACUGCGACUUCACAACGAUCUGUUGAGAAUGGAAAUGGGUACCAGGGUCCUAGACCCGCUCCUCCUCCACCUUCAGGAAGCAAGAAACUUCAGCAGACUUCUGCCGCUGCACCCUCCUCAUACAGACCAGCCCCUUCUCCACCGACAGCUAUAACUCCCACCCUUGAUAGAGCGACCUCCCAACGCACGCCUACGAAAUCACAAAGGGCUACGGACCCUCUUAACCGCUCCAACACUACUCGAGAACGCGAACGAGAGCGCCGCCCCAGCGUUUCGCCUAGUGUGGGGUAUGGCCCGUCCGCUCCACAACAAAAGACCCCGAGAGCUUCUCCGGGUUCCAGUUCCACCGAUCUACCUCUUAAACAACAACCUGCUCAAGUUAGUCAACAGCCUCCGGCUACCAGAGAAAGAGAUGUCAGGCAGCCCAAUACUCAACAGAGUCCCGCUGCGGCUAGUUUGGCCAAGGCAGCCGGUGGCGUGGCUACACCGAGGAGAAGGGAAAAGAAACCCGUGGACAAGGAAAAGGAGGAGGAUAUUGUCAGGAGGUUGAAGCAGAUUUGCACGGACGCAGAUCCUACACGGUUGUAUCGGAAUCUGGUCAAGAUCGGUCAAGGUGCAUCUGGUGGUGUUUACACCGCCUACCAAGUCGGAACCAAUCUCUCAGUUGCCAUCAAACAAAUGGAUCUCGAGAAACAACCGAAGAAAGAUCUCAUCAUUAACGAAAUUCUCGUUAUGCGGUCUUCGCGACAUCCCAACAUUGUCAAUUACAUCGACUCGUUCCUGUACAAGAACGACUUGUGGGUCGUCAUGGAAUACAUGGAAGGAGGUUCCCUCACCGACGUUGUCACGGCUAAUUUGAUGACAGAAGGCCAGAUUGCUGCCGUGAGUAGGGAGACGGCGCAGGGAUUGGAACAUCUGCAUAAGCAUGGUGUGAUUCAUCGAGACAUCAAGAGUGACAACGUAUUAUUGAGUAUGGUCGGUGACAUUAAGCUCACCGACUUCGGGUUUUGUGCACAGAUCUCGGAUCCGGCCCAUGCGAAGCGGACAACGAUGGUCGGUACACCUUAUUGGAUGGCACCCGAAGUUGUCACAAGGAAAGAGUACGGACCAAAGGUUGAUAUUUGGAGUUUGGGGAUAAUGGCGAUAGAAAUGAUUGAGGGUGAACCUCCUUAUUUGAAUCAAAACCCGCUCAAAGCCCUGUAUUUGAUCGCUACGAACGGCACGCCGAAGAUUGCCAACCCGGAGAAUUUAAGCAAGACGUUUUCGGAUUAUUUGGCCGCUACUCUUUCGGUGGAUGUUGAGAAGAGGCCCGCGGCGACGGAGUUGCUCCAGCAUCCGUUCUUCAAGUUAUCCGAGCCGCUCAGGACAUUGGCACCAUUAAUCAAGGCUGCGAGGGAGAUCGCGAAGAACAAAUAA
Molecule: messenger RNA, 2235 nt
Organism: Marasmius oreades (fairy-ring Marasmius)
Lineage: Eukaryota; Fungi; Basidiomycota; Agaricomycetes; Agaricales; Marasmiaceae
Exons: 7
Coding region: 1-2235 (744 amino acids)
Biological process (GO): protein phosphorylation; intracellular signal transduction; regulation of MAPK cascade
Cellular component (GO): cytoplasm
Molecular function (GO): ATP binding; protein serine/threonine kinase activity
Source: RefSeq, a predicted model, not a curated record